CAUUUGAUUUCAAUAUAAAGUUCUUCCUUGGGUCCCCAGUCACUCUUUUUUAAUUCCUCUCUUAUUUUCUCACCCAUCACCAUCUGUUUUUUUUAUACAGUGUUGCCAGAGAUAUUCUUCUCUAGUCUUCCUACACCCUCCUUACUAUCCUUUUUUCAUUCUUGCUGGUCAUUUGAUCAAGGAAAUCCCCGGUGAUUUCCUCUUUUUUAUUUUUACUUAACCAUUGUGCACUUGUGCAUCACCUCAUUGUUCACCACGGUCAUUUGGUACCUCGGUAACUCACAAAUCCUAGGAUAUCAUUGUUAUUGCGACUCUUGCAGCUCAUUCUCAAAACAAAGUCCAAGUCUGAGGCAACUCUGACCUUUGUUCGCUACUCUCCUUUCGCGAACAAGAUCGCUUUGACAUCAAUUUGAUUAGACCACGAGGUUCAAUCCCGGCAACCUGUCCCAUCAUUUAUCACUAAAAAACAGAUUCAUCCCCCCCAAACUAGAUCUCGACCUCGACCUCGAUCGAUAUCUAACACUUGCCAAACCGGCACACCAAAACCACCACACUCCUUUUCCAAAUUAUUCACGAGAAACCUUCGAAAACUCGAUACAACAUUUCGCGACAAUCCGUCAAGAUGCAGUUGCGAUCCAUUCUCGUUGCCGCUCUGGCUGCUGGUACAGCCACUGCGCAUAUGAAUAUGAAAUCCCCUCCCCCCUUGGCGUACAAGGGUAACCCAAACGCCAAGGAACCCAACAUUGAUUACUCUAUCACUUCUCCCAUUACUGAGGCUCAGUACCCUUGCAAAGGUAACCUCAAGCUUCUCGGUACCCCCGAGGGUGCUUCAGUUGCGACCUAUGCUCCCGGUGGUCAGUACACCAUGAGCGUCGAAGGUGGCGCCGCCCACAAUGGAGGCAGUUGCCAGCUCUCACUGUCGUACGACAAGGGCGCCACGUUUACCGUCAUCAAGUCCUUCAUCGGUAGUUGCCCAACCAGCGCCGGUGGUGACUUCAACUUCGCCAUUCCCUCUGACGCUCCCGAAGGCGACGAUGUCGUCUUUGCCUGGACCUGGGUCAACCACACUGGCAACCGAGAAUUCUACAUGUCAUGCGCCGUCGUCACCAUCAAGGCCGGUGCCCAGAAACGUGAUGUUCCGGCCUUCAACCCUAAGCGAGACACCGCUUUCUCCAGCCGCCCUCAGGUCUUCGUCGCGAACUUGGGUGGUGAGUACUGCACCAAGGAAGGUGUCGAUACUAUGUUCCCCGAGCCAGGCCCUGAUGUCGAAAACACCUCCACAAGUCCUGGCGCUGCAAUCCUUUGUGCCACCGGCGCGGAUGCUCCCGAGGGGGGUUCCGGCUCUGGAUCUGGCUCAGGAUCUGGAUCUGGAUCAAGCUCUUCUGUUGCCAGUUACCAGGCCACAUCUUCCGCACCCGCCCAGCAGCCUACCUCUUCAGCCGCUGUUCAAAUUUCAAUGUAUGUGGAUCCUGAUAUCUUGACUGUUAUUCCGAUCGGCUCACUAACUCCUACCAGUAGCGGUGGUGUUUUCUUGACUGUUCCUAACGGAGCUUCUACGCCCGCUGCUACGCCAACGACCCUAUCCACGGCAACCAAGGCUACUCAAACAGCAGUCGAAAGCGCCGCUACCUCGUCUGCAGUUGCCAGUGCCCCGUCAUCGGCUGCCGCCGGUGGCAGCGCUGGCACAGCUACUACGAGCGCCAAGGUUCCCGCGAGCACUGGUGGUACCGCCAGCACUCAAGCAGGAGCCUGCACCAAUGAAGGUGAUUGGUCUUGCGCAGCUGAUGGCUCAUCAUUCCAGCGAUGUGCAUCUGGAGCAUGGAGUGCCGCUAUCCCCAUGGCAGCUGGCACUAAGUGCACACCUGGUGUUAGCAGCAACCUCAGCAUGCGACGACGCAGGGACCGCGUUCGCCGAUCCGGCACUGGCUUUGGUGGUUGGGGCUACUAGACAAGCCACUGGUAGGACAAUCCGGACAAUAGAAGGAUACUCCGGACACGCAUGCAUAUAAGGCCUUCAUUCUGAGACCAGGGAGACAGGAAUUCCUCGGUCGUCUUUCUACUUGUACAUAUUCAAUUUU
This is a messenger RNA of Hypoxylon fragiforme, 2078 nucleotides long. RefSeq lists its product as uncharacterized. The record is from RefSeq and is a predicted model, not a curated record. Lineage: Eukaryota; Fungi; Ascomycota; Sordariomycetes; Xylariales; Hypoxylaceae. The transcript has a single exon. The coding region runs from base 623 to 1948 and encodes 441 amino acids.